Messenger RNA from Carassius auratus (goldfish), 809 nucleotides. Its product is annotated as protein THEM6-like. The transcript is spliced from 3 exons. The record is from RefSeq and is a predicted model, not a curated record. Bases 68 to 685 code for a protein of 205 amino acids. NCBI's taxonomy places the organism in Eukaryota, Metazoa, Chordata, Actinopteri, Cypriniformes, Cyprinidae.
GUGUCAUUGUGCGUUCAGUCGGACGUAAAGACGUGAAACAGCAACUGGUAGGUAACCCAGCGUGGACAUGGAGGACGUGUUGCUGUGGAUUGUGGGUGUGCUGUUACUCCUGUUCUGCAGUCUGGAUGUGUGGUAUUAUUUACGGGUAGUGGUUGUGCUGGUCAGGGCCUGGUUCCUCUCACCCGUAAUUGAUAUCACAGCUGAGCAGACUUCAAGUGGACGAGUGGUUCUCCAUGACGUUGACCUUUGCCACAUGAAUAAUGCCCGCUACCUGCGCGAGUGUGACUUUGCCCGUUUCUCUCUGUACUCCCGCAAUGGGGUGUUCAAAGCUUUAAGGGCUCUAGGGGCCACCGUGGUCGUUGGGGCAACUACCAUCCGCUAUAGACGGCCGCUGUGUAUCGGUGAGGCGUUUGAGAUUCACAGUCGAAUCAUUACCUGGGACGAGAAGUCAUUUUACCUGGAGCAGAGGUUUGUGUCUUGUAAAGAUGGGAUGGUGUCGGCUGUCAUGUUCUGCAAACAGAAUGUCCUGCGCAGCAGUCCGGACAAGAUCCUGCAACACCUGUGCAAGAGAAAGGUUGAAGUGCCAGAAUUUCCUGAAGAGCUGCAGCACUGGAUCAGUUUCAUCUCAGCCAGCAGUAAAGCCCUCCGGGGGGAAUGUCCGCUUGAUGAUAAAAAGAGCAAAUGACGACUCAUUGCCUUAAAUUAACUCUCUAACUCUAACUCUCUGGUGUACAUUGAACUGGGAAUUAUUCCAACACAUCCAAGUAGCAGCAAAAAAAAAAAAAAAAAUGCUUGUUCAAAAAAAAAAA